Synchytrium microbalum is the source of this 5037-nucleotide messenger RNA. Its product is annotated as glutaminyl-tRNA synthase (glutamine-hydrolysing). The transcript has 8 exons. The record is from RefSeq and is a predicted model, not a curated record. Lineage: Eukaryota; Fungi; Chytridiomycota; Chytridiomycetes; Synchytriales; Synchytriaceae. Gene Ontology annotation, molecular function: amidase activity; fatty acid amide hydrolase activity. Bases 1 to 5037 code for a protein of 1678 amino acids. Gene Ontology annotation, biological process: fatty acid catabolic process.
AUGGCACCGCCCACUGGAAAGACUCUGUCCAUCAAGAAGAAGAGCUCAUCAUCAUCACUACUAGCACGUAAACAAACAUCCCAACACACAUUUGUACCGCCAGCCCGUGAUCUUCGACGACCAACGAAAUUGUCACGCAAUCUCCCAUUCCCAACCGCUACCAUUGACGAAGUACUGAAUGCUUCGGCGAGUGAAAUCGUACAUAGGAUCACUAUCGCAAGGCAAUGGAAUGCUGAAAUGGUUAUGAUGGCUUUCGCGUCCCGAGCUCUUGAAGUACACCAAACCACAAAUGCCAUCACGCAGCACUUUAUUGAUCGAGCUAUAAGUCGAGCUCGUGAUCUAGACCACGAGUUCCGACGCACUGGAAUAGCAAAAGGACCAUUACACGGAGUUCCAUUCGUAGUCGAUGAACAUAUUGAUAUAGAAGGAACAGACUCAACUAUGGGAUUCUCCCAAUUCGUUGGUAAUCCAGCUCCAAAAUCUGCACUGAUCGUGCUAGCUUUGGAACGAGCGGGUGCUAUUCCAUUCGCCAAAUGUAAUGUGCCACAAAGUAUGGCUAGUUUUGAUACCAGUAAUCCAUUGUAUGGUGUCACUACUCAUCCUUUGAAUCGUGGAUUGAGUCCUGGUGGAAGCUCUGGUGGUAUUGCUGCUUUGAUCUGUGCUGAUGGUGCACCUAUUGGUGUUGGUACUGACAUUGGGGGAUCGAAUCGUAUUCCAGCUCACUUCUGUGGAAUAUACUGUUUGAAGCCUUCUGGUGGACGAUUCCCUCUUGAAGGAGUUCGUGACAACAUACCAGGACAAGACGCUGUCAAGAUGGUGGUUGGUCCUAUGGCUCGUUAUUUGGAUGAUCUUCAGAUUAUUUCAAAGUUGUUGGUGGAAGAACGACCUUGGAAUGCUGAUCCUCGUACUCUACCCAUGAUUUGGGAUGACCAACCUGUAGAACCGAAGGCCAAAUUACGAUUCGGGUACUACAUUGAUGAUGGAUUCGUACGGGCUACACCGCCCUGCGCACGAGCUGUUGCUGAGACGCUUAUGGCACUCGAAGCUCAAGGCUAUGAAUGUGUUCGAUUCGAUCCACCAGAUGUCCCACAAGCUUUAAGAUUGGCUUUAGCUUUAUUAGUAGCUGAUGGUCUUGCUACCUUGGUGGGUCCCAAGGGAAGAGAUCCGAUGGACUCACAUCUAGCUGGUCUUUCAAAAUUGAUUAACAUGCCAAAAUGGGUUAAAGCUGUCGCUGUCAGAGGUCUUGUAGCUAGACACGAAAAUGAAGCCGCUAGUAUGUUGGCGGCCACCGACCCUGUUGAUGUGAAAAGACUUUGGCAACUACAACGAGGACAAGCCGAGUAUCAAGCUCGAUUCCAUGACGCCAGAGCACCCUUUGAUGCCAUAUUAGCUCCAGCACACGUACAUCCAGCUACACCAUUAGAUAGCUCUGGUGAAAUGUCAUGGGCUGGAUCCUACUCUCUCUUGUAUUCCUUCUUGGACUACUCUGCUGGUGUUCUUCCCGUCACAAAUGUCUUUGCUGACGUGGAUAUACUUACUGAAUCACACGACCGGAAAUAUAAUCUAUUAGAACGUCGAGCUUAUAAAUUCUAUGAUCCAGAACGUGAAAACGGUAUGCCAAUAGGAGUCCAAGUAAUCACUGGCCGCUACCAGGAAGAAAAGACUCUGGCUGUCAUGUCUAUAGUCCAGCAAGCACUUAAGGACUUCCGCACUCAGAUGUUGAAUGAGCCAGCCACACCGACUCGUCUCGCAGCAUCUAAUGCUGAAAUGAGUCUUAAAACCAUUGCUGAGGUUACUGAAGCUCGAUAUGCUAAAGAGCAAAGGGAGAGCAGUAAUAAAGAAAAGAUGGUUGUUAGACGUCGUAGUCUGACUGAACGUUUGAGUGGGUCGCUUAAACUCAGUAAGACAGAUGCUGCUGCAUUAAGAGCAUCCGGGUCUGAGUCAGCUGCCAACCAUGACUUCGAGCGGGAAGUAGCUCAAGCUGGUUUAACUGGACCCAUUGAAUUCAAGGAGAUACCUUCUCCAACGAACUCAUUUGCUGUAUCUCCAGUCUCAGUACUGUCACCAACACCAGUGAAGUUAUCACCAACGCUAGUGACAUUAUCACCGGCACCAGUCACAGAAUCACCAACACCAGUCACAGAAUCACCGUUGCGAAUGACGGCAUCACCACUACCAGAAACUGCACAGUUAGCGUUUGACUCUGUAGAAAUCGACCAACAGGCUCCAGAUUCACCUGAAUUCGGUGAAGUUAAUAUUCGUAAAUCUGCUGAAAGCAAACGUAGUUUCCGCUUCUUCUCGGGUCGAAAGUCUGAAGAUGCCAAGUCUAUCAAACAGUCUGAAGACACUCGCUCCAUCAAGUCGACUAAAUCGUCAAAGUCGAUACUCAAUAGAGGUUUCUGGCGCAAAUCGGAAGAUGUACCUCGAUCUGUAAUGUCUAAUGGCAAACCAAAAUACUGGGAGCAGCAAAUCAUCAAACAACGUAGACGAAGCGUGGCCAAGGACAUAUCUCGUGAAGAAGUCGAAAUGCGACAAUCCAUGGAAGCUGAUCGUAAAGCUGAAGAAGAGCUCAAGAAACGUGAACUUAGUCGUGAAGCGGUCGAAAAGGCUGCUCUCAAAUCACUGGCUAGUCGACCACGGCUCAGUCUGGAUUCUAAACGGCCUCCUCAAGUAUCUUCAGAGACUGAGAGCUUCUUUGGAAACAGUUUAGAUGUGACUACUCUAGAACGCAAACCUAGCAAUGGUGCUUCAGCUGGUCUCAGUCGUACUGGCAGUCAUACUUUAAGAAAGUCCCUUAUUGCUCCAAAGGCAGAAGCGACUCAACCAGCCGAUGCUACUUCGCUGAUAUCUACUCUAAGGGAUAAGCAGCCCAAGGAGACUCCCAGGCCUUUAAUGGUUGACUCGUCUACGUCCCCCGUGGAAUUUGAAGCUCCAUUAGAAACAGCAGUGGUACAACCCGAAGCCCUAGCAGUAGCCGUAGCAUUACUAGCACCAGAUGCAUCAGCAGUUAGUAAUCUAGUCGGACCAAGACGUGAUUCUCUGACUUCAACUCCAGAAGCUGCUCCACUGCCCACUGAAGAUCUUGAAGCUUUCGAUGAGGAAGACUUUGAUAGCAAAGCUCUUGAACGAUUGAAUAGACUUCGGUCGGUAUCUAUGGACUCGAUAAUACACUCAUCGGUAGAUAGUGGUAUUGGGCCGUCAUCAGACUCGGCUGAAGACAUCAGUGAGAAUGAGUCUGUUGAAUGGGAAAAGCCUCAGCUUUCUGCCAAAACGCUUGAAAUACUCGACGAAAUAGAAGAGGAGGAUUCUGAUGAACAUAACUCUAGUUAUGAAGAGGAUAAUGUUGCCGUAUCAUCGGAAGAGUCGUCUGAUCAGGAAGAGGCUGCAGGUCGAGCUUCAUCGGAUAGCAACGCUUCUGCAGGACCAAAGGGUAUUCUGAAACGCAUCUCAGCCUACCCGAUAGAACUGGAAUUAGAACACGAGUCUAGUAAUGAUCAGCGUAGAUCUCUAGUAGUAGAUUUGGCUUCCAUUCCACCGCCACCUCCAGGUCAACCACCAUCCAAGGGUAUUUUGAAGAAUGCUGGAUCCUUUGAGACUGAACGAUUACGUCGUAUUGCUGCUGGUACAUUACGAGAAUUGAAAAGGCAACCGACUUUGGGUGAUUUGAAUAUACGAUUGUCGUCUGAUGAUGACACUCGAGAUGAUAUAACGACUACAGCAAGGAUGUUAACACCAAGAUCUGCUGUACCGGGAUCACCACUCCCAUUAGCAGCUCUGCCUAAAGUAUCCAAGUCUCCUACUGCUGCUAUAAUGUCACCGGCAUGGAAGUCACCUACAAGUCCAGUCAGACAAUCUACUUCACAGCAAUCGACCGUCCCGCUCUUGGUUCAUCAAAGUAGUGAUGACGACUUGCCACCAGCUCGUGUGUCGUCUCUAAGUGCAACAGCUUUGCAACGGUACCAAGCCGUUGUCCCAUUGGUGAUUAUAACAAAGCCAGCUGCACCUAUAGUAGUAGUCUCGCCAGCAGGUAAAAAGUCGAUAGCCGUCAUAUCGCCCGAACUUGUUACUCCUACGUCUGGUAGUCUUGUAAUGUCGCCUCUAUCAGCUGCUAAAUCGCCCGUCUCUCCGAAAACACACUUGGAUGUACCAAAACGGGAACGUAUAUUAGAGGAAUACAGACAAAGUAGUGUAGACAGAAGUAACAGUGGUAGUGAUAAUGAUAGUCUACCCCCACCACCUCCACCACCAGCAACAAGUGAUCCAAAACUUGCGAAGGAGCUCUUGAAACUGUGGAUGGAUGCUAUGGGUGUCAAGAUGACUUCUGAUUUGAGACAGGUGCUCCAAUCCGAAUCGUCGUCUUCUCCCGCAACUACUACUACCACCCCAGCUUCAUCUGGGAAGGACGAGGACCGCAGCACAUCUCGCACAUCUAUGGAUGCAGUGAGUGUGACUAGCGCUGGAACAUCAACAUCUAGGAAAUCUAAACCAGCAUUAAAGUCAAUCGAUACUAAAGUAGCAGCUGCUCCAGCCGACAAGAAAGUAGAACAAGCUUCACCAGCUGCAACAAAAAAGCCCAAACAACGACCUGUAUCAGCAAUAGAAGGCAACCAAGGUGCACCAGGAUCAUCACCAAACCUUGCUUUGAAGCAUUCGGUAUCAUCCGAGUUGCUGACACUGUAUCUAGAAGCCAAGAAUAUCAAACGCACACCAUCGAUUGAAGCACUUUUAGCUGGAGGAGCUGAUGAUUCGGAAUCAGUCCGUUCAUCAUCUCGUUCCCAUCGCCGUAGAAGUAACGGUACUCGUGCGCCGAGAGCACAUAGUCGUGACAGCACGGUCAGCACUAGUAGUAGUAGUCAGCAAGUACCUCGAAAGCAAGGAAUAUUGAAGUCUGGCAACAACAGCAAUCCCACAUCUCCAACUUCACCACGACCACCUGUACCUCCCAAAGAUUACGACUAUAACAUCAGAUAUGAUACGAUGCCAGUUGCGCAAAGAAAGAGGUUGUCACGCUUCUCUUUGCGACGAUAUGGUCGAUAA